UUCCGGUGAUCUUUCUUCUGCGGGGAGACAGUUUCAGAAGCGCUGCUUGAAUCAGGCACACAGCGGAUCACGCAGCUGGCUUGCUGGAGAAAGAAGAGACGGGAGAGUUGGAAUCUGCACGAAGAGGAAAGGUAGCGUAUUUUUACCUAGAGAGAUUCUCAAUCCUGUAGAGAAUUUGAUCUGAUCACUACAGGCAGCAAAAGAGAGGCCAGCCCCUUUUUCCAAAAGACAGAUGGACAGACGGGAAGGAGAGGAUGGGCAGGCGCUGGCCGGGCAGGUACGGCUGCUGCUGCUGCUGCUGCCGCUGUUCUCCUGCUGGGCUGCCUCGGAGCAGGUCCGCUAUUCCAUCCCGGAGGAAAUGGAGAAGGGCUCCGUGGUGGGCAGCCUGGCCAAGGACCUGGGGCUGAAUGCCAGGGAGCUGCCAAAGCGCAACCUGCAUGCCAUCCCCCAAGCUAGAAUGCAGUUUUUCAGCAUCAAUGCAGAGCGUGGAGACCUGUAUGUGAGUGAAAGGAUAGACAGGGAGGAACUGUGUGAGGCGCUUCCCCUUUGCACUGUUAAUGUUGAGGUGGUCAUUGAAAACCCUCUGAAUGUUUUCCAUGUCAGAGUGGCAGUCCAGGACAUCAAUGAUAAUGCGCCCCAAUUUGUCAAUGGCAACAUCAACUUGGAGAUCAUUGAAUCCACUUCACCAGGCACCCGAUUUCUCCUUGGGGAGGCUGAAGAUCCAGAUAUUGGGGCAAAUUCUCUCCAGGACUACCAGCUGAGCUCCAAUCAGUACUUCACCCUAGAAGUGCGAGAGAGAAAAGAUGGCAGCAAAUAUGCAGAACUGGUGCUGCAGAAACCGCUCGAUCGAGAAAGUGAACAAACUCUGCACUUGAUCCUCACUGCCCUCGAUGGGGGUGAGCCGAGGAAAACCGGGACUGCCCAAAUCCGUAUCAACAUCACCGAUGCCAACGACAACCCACCCGUCUUCAGCCAGGACGUCUACAGGGUCAGUCUGAAGGAAAAUGCUCCUGUCGGGUCCCAGGUGCUCGAGGUUGUGGCCUCUGAUAAAGAUGCUGGUACAAAUGCCCAGAUCCGGUAUGAAUUCAGCAACAUACCAGAGAAAAGUCAAAGGAAAUUCAGUCUGGACGCAGUUAGUGGAAUAGUUACUCUUAUUGGACUGCUGGACUUUGAGGAAACAAAAGAGUAUACCAUGACAGUAGAUGCAAAGGAUGGAGGAGGACUGAAGGCCCACUGCAACAUUGAAGUGACUGCUAUUGAUGAGAAUGACAAUGCCCCAGCAGUCACGUUAGCUUCUGUUUUCAGCCCGGUCCCAGAAGAUUCUCCUUCUGGAACCCUGAUUGCUCUCAUUAGUGUGAGUGACAAGGAUUCUGGUGACAAUGGAAAGGUUAUUUGUCAUUUACAAGACGAUCUACCCUUUAAGCUUCUUCCCUUUUCUAGUAAUUACUACAAGCUGCUGUCAGACGGUCCCCUGGACAGAGAACGGACUCCUGAGUACAACAUUACAGUCACAGCCUUGGAUGCAGGGACCCCCCCUCUCUCCACACACAAGAGCAUCUCACUACAGGUGUCCGAUGUCAACGACAAUGCCCCGGCCUUUGAGAGACCUUUGUACAGCAUCUACGUGCCGGAGAACAACCCUUCGGGCACCUCCAUCCGGGCCGCGGCGGGGAGCCGGCGGCCGGGGCUCGUGCUCGCGCUGUGCCUGUGCCUGUGCCUGUGGCCGGGCCCCGGCGGCUCUGCCGCGGCCGCCGCCUCCGUGCGCUACGCGAUGCCCGAGGAGCGGCCCGUCGGCGCGGCCGUGGGGAACGUGGCGCUCGACUUGGGCCUGCCGCUCCGGCAGCUGCAGGCGCGCAACCUGCGCGUGGUGUCGGGGGGCGGCCGCAAGUUCUUCGAGGCCGACCUGGGCACCGGCGAGCUGCGCGUGGCCGAGCGCAUCGACCGCGAGGAGCUGUGCGGCGCGCUGGCGCCCUGCGUGCUGAGCCUGCAGGUCGUGGCCGAGAGCCCGCUGGAGCUGUUCGGCGUCGCGGUGGAGAUCCUGGACGUGAACGACCACGACCCCGCGUUCCCCAGCAGGCAGAUGCGCCUGGAGGUCAGCGAGUCCGUGGCGCCCGGCGCGCGCUUCCCGCUGGAGAGCGCGCAGGACCCCGACGCGGGCGCCCACGCCCUGCAGACGUACCAGCUCAGCGCCAACGCGCACUUCGCGCUGGACGUGCAGGCGCGCGGCGACGGCACCAAGUACGCCGAGCUGGUGCUGCAGAAGGCGCUGGACCGCGAGCGGCAGCGGGAGCUCCGCCUGGCGCUCACCGCGCUGGACGGCGGCAGCCCGCCGCGCUCGGCCACGCUGCAGGUCCUGGUGGACGUCCUGGACGCCAACGACAACAGCCCCGUCUUCAACCAGUCCGUCUACCGCGCCCGCGUGCGGGAGGACGUGCCCCCGCGCACGCCGCUCGCGCGCCCCAGCGCCUCCGACCUGGACGAGGGCGCCAACGGGGAGGUCGAGUACGCCUUCAGCAGCCACACGCCCGCGCAGCUGCGGCAGCUCUUCGCCCUGGACCCUGCCACGGGCGAGCUGAGCCUCCAGGGAGCGCUGGACUUCGAGGAGGCCCGGUUCUACGAGGUCUACAUCCAGGCCAAGGACAAGGGCUCCAACCCGGCCGUGGCCCACUGCAAGGUGCUGCUGGAGGUCGUCGACGUGAACGACAACCGCCCGGAAAUAUCCGUGACCUCGGUGUACAGCCCGGUGCCCGAGGACGCCGCGCCAGGGACCGUGGUCGCCCUGCUGAGCGUCACGGAUCGCGACUCCGCGGACAACGGCCUGGUCAGCUGCUCCAUCCCUGCGGACCUCCCUUUUGCCCUCAGCUCCUCCCUGCAGAACUACUACACGGUGCAGACGAAGGAAGCGCUGGACCGGGAGCGCGCCUCCGAGUACAACAUCACCGUCACCGCGCGAGACGCCGGCUCGCCCUCUCUCGGGGCGGAAAAGCGCAUUCUCGUGAAGGUGUCCGACGUAAACGACAACCCGCCUAAAUACCCACAGCCCUCUUAUGACGUGUACAUGGAAGAAAACAACCUUCCGGGGACCCUGAUUUUUAACAUCAGUGCCUCUGAUGCGGAUCUGGACCAGAAUUCGCACCUUUCCUACUCCAUCCUCGAGAACCCCGGCCCUUUGGGAGAUUUGGCGGGCAGGUACUUUUCCAUUAACCGGGAGAACGGCUCCAUUUAUGUCCUGGUGCCCUUGGACCAUGAGGACGCAAUGGAGUUCCAGCUGGUGGUGCAGGUCCGGGACGGAGGCGUGCCCCCCCUGGCCACCAACACCACCAUCCAUGUUUUCGUCACAGACCAGAAUGACAAUCCCCCCCGAGUGCUGCACCCCAGCCCGAACGGCAGCGCCUUGCUCUUGGAGGCGAUCUCGCCCGCAGUCAGCCCCGGGUACAUGGUCACCAAGGUCGUGGCCUGGGAUGCGGACGCAGGAUACAACGCCUGGCUCUCCUACACGCUCCUGCAGGCCACUGACCCCGGACUCUUCGCCCUGGGCCUGCAUUCCGGGGAGAUCAGCACAGCCCGGGCUCUGCGGGAGGAAGACUCCCGCAGGCAGACUUUGGUCAUCCUCGUGAAGGACAGCGGGGACCCUGCUUUGUCCUCCACCGUGACCCUCACGGUCACGGUGGCAGAGACAUCCAGGGAGGCACUGGCGGACCUGACAGCCGUGUCCUCCGUCCCCCAGACCAAGAAGCACUUGACUUUCUAUUUAAUCCUCGCGGUCAUCUUGAUCUCCGUGGCCUUCUUUGUCACAGUGGUUGGGGUCGGGGUCUAUAAAUUCUGCAAGUGGAGGCAAUCCAGGGAUAUUUUCAAGGCCUCCCGGAGCUCCCUCUAUAGAACCCCCGGGCCUUUCAACCACAUAGACACUGUGCGCAGUGGAUUUGCCCCUCCCAGCUUCUACCAGCAAGUCCUCACCACUGACUCUCGCCAGAGCGACCUUCUGUACAAAAUGCCCUUCGCUCCCAGUCCUGUGGGCAGCCGCCAAAGCACCAUCCCAAGGCGCGAUGCUGCCCUCUAUAACCAGAUCAUAGGCACCAAUAGCAGGCUCCCAGCGCCCUCCGAGCAAGCACAACCCAACACGGACUGGCGUUUCUCUCAGGCGCAGAGACCAGGAACCAGCGGGUCACAGAAUGGAGAUGAAAAUGGGACAUGGCCGAACAACCAGUUUGAUACCGAAAUGCUCCAGGCCAUGAUCCUGGCUUCAGCAAACGAAGCCGCCGCCGCCGCCGCGGCCAACCCAGACGGGGGCUCGACGCUGGGAGGAGGCGCGGCCGCAGGCACCAUGGGCCUCAGCGCCAGGUACGGCCCCCAGUUCACACUGCAGCACGUCCCGGACUACCGGCAGAACGUGUACAUCCCGGGAGGCACGUCCACCCUCUCCACCUCCGCGGGCAAGCGUGACGGGAAGCCCGCGGCCUCCGGAGGGGGCAACAAGAAGAAGUCGGGGAAGAAGGAGAAGAAGUAGGGCCGCCGCACGGCCCCCCGCUGCCUCCGGCCCCCAGGCAGGCGCUCCCCCAGUUCCCAGCCCGGGACAGAGAAUGAACGUGAGUCCCGGUUAGCAGCAACUGAAGAUCAAGCAUUGAUGCUGCUAAUCCGCGGCACUGGUGUCAACGUGGCUCUGCGUAGGUUUCCUGCUGCUAGUCCUCAAGAUGCAAAAACAGCACUGCCCUGUGAAUCGUGAUGAGUAUGCUUUAUAUUCUCUGUAGGGUGAUCUCUCAUGCCAGGUGUCUGAUCUCUGAAACCUUUCCUCCAGCUGCUUUGCUCCAGAGGGACCUGCAGGACCUACGAGGCUUUGGGCGGGCUCUGUCCACUGUAAAUAAUUCUUCUGGGGGGGUGGGGGCGGCCGAGGUGGUGUAUAUUUCUACAUUUCCUCCCCCUCCCCCUUUUUAUGUACAUUCUCUCUUUCCCAGAUUGGGGGAGAGGGAAACCCAUCUCAACUGGAACCUUGUUAUGAAUGGGGGGGAGGGGGGGCUUUGCUUCCUGCUUCGUUUCAAAGGAAUGAGCUCUCAUCCUGCUUCAUCGCCAGGGAAUGACAUUCCGCUGUGUUGUAAACACGCCUGAGUUUUUCAAAGUCCCACGG
This is a messenger RNA of Varanus komodoensis (Komodo dragon), 5122 nucleotides long. RefSeq names its product protocadherin gamma-C3-like. The record is from RefSeq and is a predicted model, not a curated record. Gene Ontology annotation, molecular function: calcium ion binding. Lineage: Eukaryota; Metazoa; Chordata; Lepidosauria; Squamata; Varanidae. Bases 233 to 4507 code for a protein of 1424 amino acids. Gene Ontology annotation, biological process: homophilic cell-cell adhesion. Gene Ontology annotation, cellular component: plasma membrane. The transcript is spliced from 5 exons.